Molecule: messenger RNA, 3113 nt
Organism: Meloidogyne enterolobii
Lineage: Eukaryota; Metazoa; Nematoda; Chromadorea; Rhabditida; Meloidogynidae
Source: the annotation of a GenBank genome assembly
UUUAAUUUAUGUUUUUUCGGGUACAGCCCAUAAAGGCGCGACUGAAAAGGCGCAAGGCCAAAAAGGCGCACGGGUAAAUCGGUGCAAACUGACGAACAACCUUCCCCCGUUGCUAAAAAUUUUUUUAAUGUCUUCUUGUUUUCAUUAUUUUUUUCAAAUUUAAGACAACCGUCCUAAUUUUAUGUUUUUUCAAUUUCAGAGACUUCAAUUACUUUUACAACCUAAUUAUGUCAAGCUCAGACGAGAGUACAAAAUCUCGCGGGGUGCGUGCUGGAGCUGUACGGUUGCGUGAUUCUAUACGUCCAGCCUUUGCUGAAGACGUUUAUGGCGGCCCUCGUCGCUCCUCUUCAUCAGAGCCCAGAUUGCCAAGCAGUAAUGCCCCAGCUAAUACAAACGUAAUCUCGACUGGUAGUGACCUUUGUGUUUCUGCAUUAGCACAACGACGUUCUGCGAAUUUACCAAAGUUGCGUGAGUUAUGCUCCGGUACUUCUAAUGAAUUAAAUAUUUCUUCAACUGAAUGCCCUUUGACGAGUGCGCGCGCAAAUCUAAUGGAUGAAUUGGAAUUCGUUUAUGCCGAUGCAGAUUCCUAUGAGACAGAAUUGGCUGAGUUCUAUACAUAUUCAGAAAUGGAUGAAUUUGCACUAAAUUUUGAAUGUUUUGUUAAAUAUAUGCGAGAGCAGAAAGCAAUUAAUCUGUUGCGUGUUAUAAAUAAACUGGUUAAAGGAAAACAAGCACGUACAAUGAUGUUGGUUGUUUAUAAAUCGGCGCCUGUCCUUAAACGUUGCAUGAAAGCAAAACUUGUCUAUUCCUAUGAGAAAGAAUUGGCUGAGUUCUAUACAUAUUCGGAAAUGGAUGAAUUUGCACUAAAUUUUGAAUGUUUUGUUAAAUAUAUGCGAGAACAGAAAAAAGAACCAUUUUGGAAUAAACUUACAAGGACUGAAAAAUGUUCGAUUAUACAAGGAUUGGCUGCUAGUUUUGACAGCACUGAACCGAAACAACGUCUUCAAGCUGCUCGGAUUAUUCUAUACAUUCUUCAGGGUUCUUAUGGCGAUUUUGCUGAGUUGGAGGGAAAACAUCAAAAUUCACAAUCAAGCUGCUCUGAUUGUUCUACCUGUUCUGAAGCAAGAGACCUGGAGAAAGAAAAAGCGAGCACUAGUGAAUUAGAAUUACCUUCAAAAUUGUUUAAAUCCGACCAUGGAACGGGUGAUUAUGAAUUUGAUUGUUUGCAAAAUGCAACUGCAAAUGCUUAUCUUUUAUAUGAGCAAGGAGUAUUUCAGCCCCUAUGUUCACUUUUGCGUUUGGAAGUGUCUUUGCCUUUUGAACGAUAUGCCGACCAUUCUCGUGAAUCUAUUGUUGCUAAUUCCCGCUCAACUUCUUGUAUGGAUUUAGCGACUGUUCUCAAUGGAGGCGGUGGAUCUGCUAGCGGAACUUUUGAAAGGCGUUCUAGACAUACAGCUACGUUGGCUGACAAUGAACGAAUUCGUGUUGUUUUGAAUUGUAUAUAUCACAUGGUUGAGUCCUUACGUCGUGAUGAAAUUGUAUAUAAUUCAGUUUGUCUCUUAUUUGAACAACAAACCCCGGGAUAUCAAUCGCCGAAGUAUACUUUCGAUCUUCUUUUCGACGGGAAUAUCCACUCUCGCUUAGAAACGUUGAGAAAACAAUUUAUAACAGAAUUAGAGGAACCGUUAGAGCACAGCAAAAUGCCAUUAGCAAUUAUUUUGCUUGAUAUGAUGCCUACUUUUGUUCGUGCCAAAAAUCCUCAUUAUCCCAUUAAGAAGGUCAUUUUACUUUGCUGGAAAGUAUUACUGACAACACUUGGCGGGAUUGAAUUCCUUAAUGAAGAGAAAACCCGUAAACGACGAGAUGCAUUACUUGAAUAUAUUGGAGAUACACAACAUGUAAUUUCUCUUUCUAGACCCAAAGUUACUGAAGAGGAUAUCAAAAAUUUUCUGCAAAAUGCGCGUCAAAAAUAUUUCAAUUAUCAAUUACCUAAUGAUUCCACUACUUUAUUUGGUUUACCUAUGCCUGUUCAAAUGAGCGUUGCCGCUCUUUGUCGGAAUUUAUACACUUCCUUAGGAGAAGUUCAGUUAAAAGCAGAAGAGCGUUACAACAAAUAUCCAUUUUCCCAAAAAGAAUUUAUUGAGGAAACACCUACCGAACGAUUAUAUUCACGUAUAUUACCUGAAAUGGCUGAAUAUGUAAUUGCAAUACUCAAAGCAAAUAAUGAUGCAGUAAUCAUUCUGUCGGAUGUACUCACGCCAGAAACUGAUACAAAUGAGGUUUUAUCCAAUUCAAUAAGGCUCGAUCUUGCUCAUUUGGGAAGUGGGAAUGUGCUUGAAGACAAUAUACGUGUGGCGAUUGAUAUAAACAGACACAAAGAGUUAAUUAUCAAAGGAGCGUCUUCAAUAAUCAUCUUGUUGCUUAAGCAUUUCCGUCUGAAUCACGUUUAUCAAUAUGAAAAUUUUGCUCAAUAUUUGAUAUUAGCAAAUUGUAUGCCUUUAGUGUUGAAAUUCCUCGAUCAAAAUAUUUGCCGUUAUUUUCAAUCCAAACAUGAUUUGGCACCCUUUAACUAUCCUCAAUGUGCACUUUAUAUUGUGAGAAAUGGAAAUGAACGUCCGCCACUAACAUCUGAUAAUGUUGAUGAGGGGAAUAAUACAGAAUCACCUAGAUAUUUUUGCUGGCGAAAUGUUUUUUCGGCAAUUAACCUAUUACGUGUUAUAAAUAAACUGGUCAAAGGAAAACAAGCACGUACAAUUUUGUUGGUUGUCUACAAAUCGGCGCCUGUCCUUAAACGUUGCAUGAAAGCAAAACUUGGAAUAUUUCAACUUUAUGUACUCAAACUCCUCAAAUUACAAGCACGAUAUUUGGGCCGGCAAUGGCGUAAAACAAAUAUGGACAUUAUCUCUGCAAUUUACAUGCGUUGUAGACAUAGACUUAAUGACGAUUGGGCAUAUGCAAAUGAAACAACUCGAACAAAAUCUUUCGAUUACCAUAAAGAGGAGAAUGAAUUGAGUAUAGCCAUAAGAAGAUUUAAUACAAGGCGAUAUCCAUAUCUUCAAUUACGUGGUGGUAUUGCUGUUGCGGACACUUCUAAUGACGCUGGUAAGGAGUAA